AUGGGCAAGGAGAACUGUACCACCAUGACAGAGUUUAUUCUUCUUGGGUUAACAGAUGCCCUUGAGCUGAGGGUGUUCUUCUCCCUGCUCUUACUUCUCAUCUAUGGAGUCACAGUUUUGGGCAACCUGGGCAUGAUUGUGGUGAUUCGGGUCAGCCCUCGACUUCACACACCUAUGUACUUUUUCCUCAGCCACCUGUCCUUUGUGGACUUCUGUUAUUCCACAAUCAUUGUGCCAAAGAUGCUAGCUAAUAGCUUAAAUGAAGACAAAGCCAUCUCCUUCCUGAGAUGCAUGGUGCAAUUCUUUUUGUUUUGCGCGUGUGUGGUAACUGAGGUCUUCCUGCUGGCUGUGAUGGCCUAUGACCGCUUCUUGGCCAUCUGCAGCCCGCUGCUCUACAUGGUCUCCAUGUCCCAGAAACUCCGCAUGGUGCUGGUGUCUGGCUGCUACCUGUGUGGGAUUGUGUGUUCUCUGAUUCACUUGUGUUUAGCUCUUGAAAUCCCCUCCUAUAGAUCCAAUGUGAUUGACCACUUCUUUUGCGAUCUGCCCCCACUCUUAUCUCUUGCCUGCUCUGAUGUCUCUAUGAACGAACUACUGCUAUACAUUGUGGCCACUUCCAAUGAGGUCAUCACCAUCGUGAUCAUCCUCACCUCCUACAUGUUUAUUGUCAUCACCAUCCUGAGGAUGCGCUCUGCAGAGGGAAGGCGCAAAGCCUUUUCCACCUGUGCCUCCCACCUCACAGCAAUCGUUGUCUUCCAUGGAACAAUCCUUUUCAUUUAUUGCCGGCCUGGUUCUGGCAACAGUACAGAAACUGACAAGGUGGCCUCGGUGUUCUAUACUGUAGUGAUUCCCAUGCUGAACCCCCUGAUCUACAGCCUGAGGAACAAGGACGUGAAGGAAGCCCUCAGAAAAGUGGUGGGAUCCAGAGCAUUUUCCUGGAGAAUAUUUUCUUAG
Molecule: messenger RNA, 951 nt
Organism: Hipposideros armiger (great roundleaf bat)
Lineage: Eukaryota; Metazoa; Chordata; Mammalia; Chiroptera; Hipposideridae
Product: olfactory receptor 5L1-like
Exons: 1
Coding region: 1-951 (316 amino acids)
Biological process (GO): G protein-coupled receptor signaling pathway
Cellular component (GO): membrane
Molecular function (GO): olfactory receptor activity; G protein-coupled receptor activity
Source: RefSeq, a predicted model, not a curated record